UGUCAACAAAUCUAAACAUUUCGGCGUGUUUUGGUUUCAUAACAAAUUACACUCAUUGGAAGCAGCUAUUCACCACCCAAAUCCAUCACCAUGGCCAACAGCCGGUUGGAAAAAAUAGGAACCAUCAUUACAAGGACUCAAGGGCUGCUCAAAUCGGGUGCAAUGAAGUUCGAUGAGCGACCGCUCUGGUAUGAUGUUGUGACCGCAUUCCCACCCCAUGAGGAACCGCGUUACGAUCGUCCUGCUCCUAGAGUACCCGUACGAGAAAUAUUUUACCAAGAAGAUACAAUACGAGCCAAGUUCCACAAAUCCGGCAAAGCUACGUUUGCAACCAACUUGUUGGAUACCAACAAUCUUACACCGACGCAACAAUUUAUUGGAAUAUAUCAGAACUUGUCCACCCAAGGUGCAAUAGACGAACAGAAAGUGUACGAAACAGCAAUAGAUUUGCUGGAAGAUCAAAUGCGACAGCAGCGUGCGGACAAACGACCAUCUGAACCAGCGUCAGUUGAUCGCACGAAACCAUCGCCCUUACCGGAGGAUAGUGGCAAAACCGUCCAGCUGCAAGAUAUAUUCAAAGAUUAGUGCAUUUCGUAAGAAUUCGAUUAAAUAAAGCCAUUUUCAGUAGCGUAAUAA
Messenger RNA from Anopheles funestus (African malaria mosquito), 636 nucleotides. RefSeq names its product probable 28S ribosomal protein S23, mitochondrial (gene mRpS23). NCBI's taxonomy places the organism in Eukaryota, Metazoa, Arthropoda, Insecta, Diptera, Culicidae. The transcript is spliced from 3 exons. Gene Ontology annotation, molecular function: structural constituent of ribosome. Bases 91 to 585 code for a protein of 164 amino acids. The record is from RefSeq and is a predicted model, not a curated record. Gene Ontology annotation, cellular component: ribosome; mitochondrion. Gene Ontology annotation, biological process: translation.